AUGUAUGAAUGGGCUGAUCCCGUAAAAUCCUGUUAUUAUCGUAAUUCUGGACGAUUAACCGAUAUAAUCUGGCAAUGGGCCACGCUAUCCAUAUGGAUAGAACUAUCAGUUGUAUAUUGCAUGGGAGUAUUGAUCGCUGUAGCAAUCAAGCUUCGAAAAAGCAAAGCAAAUGUCUCAUCGAAAUCCACGUCUAUCGACUCAAUACCACUCACAACUCCAUCACUGAAAGAAUUCAAAAACAACAGACCGAAAGCGGAAAAUUUGAUCUCGUUAAUGGCGCGUAAAAUGACUCUGUAUCCGGCCGUUCCGCUAAUUACACAGACACCAAAGCUUUUGGUGCAGACACUUGCGUUUUCGCAGCAACGGAUGUGUUACGUGCUGUUGUUUAUUAGUUUUAUUGGAUGUGCUAUCCAAGGGUUAUUGAAUGCUAUUGUUUUCGCGCGUGAUGCUUCGCUGUCACGUGGACGCUUCGCGUUAAGAAAAUAUUUAUGGGAAGAAUAUGUAGAUGUAUAUGAAUCAAGGUAUCCACAUCGUGCGCGUAGAAACAAAAAUUCGGAAAUUGAAAUUGAACUGUCAACAAUGACCACGGUGCAAAGUAACCCACCAAAUAUUUAUAUUGAACAACACGAAGACCAAAACGACGUGCAUCCUAAAAUGACGAAACUACGACAAUCAAUGUGGGAACCAACUUUAUGUGAACGGAUAAAAUAUAAAAUAACUAUAAAAUGCGUUGGAGCACCAGAGAAGGAAGCUUCGGCUUCACACAAUAACGAAAAUUCAACUAUAAAUGCACAACUACCUCAACAAACAAAUGCAACACAUGAAUUCUUUAAUAUACCAGAUAUUAACAAGACACUAGCAAUGUCAUUACCACGCGUACCACCUACAAUUGCAUUACCGUCAUCAAGGAUAUCAGGUGAGCUUUAUUUCAGAAAUAAUUGGAGCCACAAUAAUGAUUUAGAACUGAAUAAUGAUGAAUCUGAAGAAAAUGAACCCGACUCUUGUCCUGUUUCCUCGUCUGCUUUGAUAUUUCCGGAUACUUUCGAUACAAACAAUAGAAACACUUAUAAUGAUGGUCAUUACGCUUAUAAUGUUUGGCUAGAUGUAAGGCUCCUAAAGAGCCGAGAUACGAGUCCUCGAGCCAAAAUUUUAUAUGAAAUUUAA
Molecule: messenger RNA, 1164 nt
Organism: Ambispora gerdemannii
Lineage: Eukaryota; Fungi; Glomeromycota; Glomeromycetes; Archaeosporales; Ambisporaceae
Source: the annotation of a GenBank genome assembly